AUGGCGAGCACCAUGGCCUCAUCCGCCAACGCAUCCUCCAACAAGAAGUCUUCCGCCCCGUCCAGCUCUACCAACAACGCCAACGUCAUCAAGCGCCUGCAAUCCGAACUAAUGACCCUAAUGCUCUCCCCCACCCCCGGCAUCAGCGCCUUCCCCUCCGACACCGACAUGACCCGCUGGUCCGCCACCGUCCUCGGCCCCAGCAGCACCCCCUACGAAAACCUCACCUUCAAACUCUCCCUCGCCUACCCCUCCAACUACCCCUACGCCCCGCCAGAAGUCCUCUUCACGACCCCAGUGUACCAUCCGAACGUGGAUAUGGCUGGGAGGAUCUGUCUGGACAUUCUGAAGCCGGCGGGGAAGGGGGGUGAGGGGGCGUGGAGCGCGGUGUUGAAUACGGGGAGUGUGCUGUUAAGUAUUCAGAGUUUGUUGGGGGAGCCGAAUAAUUCGAGCCCGUUGAAUGGGGAGGCGGCGCUGUUGUGGGAUCGGGAUCAGGUCGAGUACAAGAAGAAGGUGCUUGCGCGCCACCAGGAGCCGGCGGAGCUGGAGGCGAAUGGGUCAUGA
Molecule: messenger RNA, 564 nt
Organism: Saxophila tyrrhenica
Lineage: Eukaryota; Fungi; Ascomycota; Dothideomycetes; Mycosphaerellales; Extremaceae
Exons: 3
Coding region: 1-564 (187 amino acids)
Source: RefSeq, a predicted model, not a curated record